Molecule: messenger RNA, 1747 nt
Organism: Colius striatus (speckled mousebird)
Lineage: Eukaryota; Metazoa; Chordata; Aves; Coliiformes; Coliidae
Gene: FMR1NB
Product: FMR1 neighbor
Exons: 6
Coding region: 1-570 (189 amino acids)
Source: RefSeq, a predicted model, not a curated record
AUGCUGCAAGCUGGCACCCGGGUAGCAUGGAGUUACGUGGUACUGACACUGCUUUAUGGCAUCAAUUCAGGUUUUGCACUACCACUUCAGCGUGUCUUAGGAAAAAGUGAAGUGGCACCCAGCAAGUUUAGCAUGGCAUUGAAAAAUGUGUAUGGACCUCUCGUAAGCUUCUUCAGGCCAACGACAUGCCGUUACAAAGAUGAACAGUCUUUAGUUCCUUGUCAUGUAGGAGAGGAUCUUAACACAACUGAAUGCUUGGAAAAUAGAUGUUGUCUUUCUAAAACCAACCGUGGACCAAAAUGUUAUACGCCCCUUAAAGACAAUAUGCAGCUGACAUUUCGACUACUUGGGCUUAUAGCAGGAGGAUUUUUCAUUUUGGGGUGUCUGCCAUUCUGUUGCUCUGCCUGUUUGCGCAGGAGUUCAUGUUUCAAUCCUUUACGAAGGGCAAAACCCGGAAAAGUAAAGCAAGUUGUGCAGAAGAAAAGAGCAGCUAAGGAAGAGAUUUAUAAGCCUUUACUGGAGGAAUCACUUAAAGACUCUGAAGACGAUAAGGAAAAAAACACAGUGUAGAGGAACAGCCACCUGAUGCUGAAGACCUGAGCAAAAGGACAGCGAGCUUGAGUAUUUCCUAUGAAGUAAGAUGUUUUGGUUUAGUAUCAAUGUGAUGAAAUGUUGAAAACACUUUUGAUUUUGCUGUAGAAGGUCUUCAUUUCUAGUUCUUUACACUCAUUCCAUAUCUCCUGUACAAAAAAGUAAAAGAGCUUGUGAUCACUCCUGAAUAAUAAAGCCAGUCUUAUUAAUAUAACAUCCCUGUGGAGGGAUAUAAAGAUACCAGUUAAGUACCCACCUCAGUUUAGGGAUCAGUCUUAGAAGAUUAUUCAGAUUGAGGGAAAUUUUGCCAUUCUUUACAUGGAUAGUGAGUGUCUUCAGUGCUGGUGGCACCAUAGCACACUAGUGCUACUCUAGUGGGUUUAUGUGGGCAGGGUUUGAUAGCAGGGGGCUACAGGGGUGGCUUCUGUGAAAAGCUGCCAGAAGCUGAUAGGGUCAGUGCCAGCUGGUUCUAAGAUGUACUCACCACUGAUCUAUUGAAAAUGAAAGUAAUGCUUCUGGGCUAACAUGUUGGAGAGGGGGGAGAAGUUACUGUGCAGGUGUCUAAAACUCCAGCAGAAGGGAGUGAGAAUGUGAAGACAUCUCUGCACACACCAAGGUCAGUGAAGGAGGACAGAAGGUGCUCCAAGUGCUGGAGCAGAGGUUCCCCUGCAGCCAUGCAUGGGGGAGCAGAGACCCAUCUGCACCCUGGGCAGGACCGCACACUGGGGCAGGUGGAUGCCCAAAGGAGGCUGUGACCCCACAGGAAGCCCAUGCUGGAGCAUGUUCCUGGCAGAACUUCUGGACAGAGAGAAGCUCACACUGGACCAAAUUUGCUGUCAGGACUUGUGACCCCAUGGGGGGCCCAAGCUGAAGCAGUUCAUACCUGAAGGACUGUUUCCUCAGUGGAUGAGACUCAUACUGGAGCAGUUUGUGAAGAACUGCAACCCCUGGGAAGGACCCACGUUGGAGAAGUUCAUGGAGGACCAUCUCCCAUGGGAGGGACCUCCCACUCUAGCAGUGGGAAGUGUGAGGAGGCCUUCCUCUGAGUCAGCCAAAGUUGGCCAAGUGCCCCUGUGAUGAACUGAUUGUAACCUCCAUUCCCUGUCCCCUGCACUGAUGGGAGGAGGAUGUGAAAACCCAGGAAAAAAGGGGGAGA